CGUCGUUCUCGGUCGGUGGAUGCGCAUGGUGACUGGAAAAAUCAGUGAAGUUCGCUGCGUUCGGGCCGCCUCGCAGCAGUUGGCUUGCAAUUGUGCGUGUGGUCGUGCGGAACGUCACGAGCGAGGCUCUGUGGAGUACACGCCGGGACGGCAUGCAAACAGCGCCGACGUCCCAGUGAGGAACGUGCGACCGAGGAGCGGAUUUUCCACUGCCGUCGCUCGGGCGUCAGCGGACCUCCGGCUCAACCGAACCUCAGCGGCAAACAGCGGCUUCGCUUAGGCAAGCCAUGCGGGUGCCCAGGUUACGUGGUUGCCUCCUAGGCGGCGUGAUCCUAGCGGAACCUCUCCAACCGCGAUCGUCGGGGCACAUUUCACCCGGUGCCGAGGCGGCGCAGGCGACGAGAUCGAAGGUCGCGGGCCCAUGCUGAUGACUCGCGCGCCGAGUGAUGAGCGGCACUAGCAGCGCCAGUGCAGCAGCAGCAGCAGCUAGGCUCGACGCAUCGUCCCUGGUCUCACCAGCAGGUCCGCAAUGGCGUCGCCCGGCUCGUCGGCGGCCUCCUCCGCGGCUGACUGCGUCAGCUGGCAGCGUGGCGUGCGCACCUCGGCGGCGUCUCUCUGCCGCGGGCACUUCUACAAGCUGGUCGCGGCCACCGUGGCUGCCUUCCUACUGCUCGAGUACAGCUUCAACAUGCUCUCCACCAACCAGAAGCCGUUUAAGGUGGUCUCACCUGGACUCUCUUGGAUUUUCCGGCCAGUUCCUGGUGGCGCACUGCUCCCAGAGUCUGCCAGCCCAUACUCCGUGAACAAAUCGCACUUAGAUAAGGGCUUUCCCACUUCUGCACGUACUGAUAACACCAGCACUGCACCCGCCUUGGAACUCUGUCCACUUGUACCACCUCACUUAGUUGGUCGCUUAAAAGUGCUCAAGGAGGCCCCAUCGUUUGAGACGAUGGAGAAGGAGUUCCCGCACAUACUGCCUGGCGGGCGGUACCAGCCCAAAGACUGUACGGCAAGGCAUCGAGUGGCCAUCUUGGUCCCAUACCGGGACCGCGAGGAUCACCUCAGGGUCUUCCUCUACAACAUGCAUCAAAUGCUGCCCCGGCAACAGAUAGACUAUACCAUCUUUGUAAUCGAGCAGGCUGGACAGGGGAAGUUCAACCGCGCCAAGCUGUUCAACGUGGGCUACCUUGAGGCGCUGGCGUUGUACGACUACCAGUGCUUCAUCUUCCACGAUGUGGACCUCAUACCCGAGGACGAUAGGAACCUCUACACCUGCCCCGAGCAGCCUCGCCAUAUGUCGGUGGCCAUAGACACCAUGAAGUACAGGCUUCCGUAUGCCCUGAUAUUUGGCGGUGUCAGUGCUCUCAAAAAGGAACACAUGCAGCUUGUCAACGGCUUCUCGAAUGAGUACUGGGGAUGGGGAGGCGAAGAUGACGAUAUGUCUUAUAGGCUGCAGCACUAUCACUUAAAGAUUUCUAGGUAUCCUGCGAACAUUGCGAGGUACACAAUGCUAAAGCAUGCCAAGGAUACGCCGAGUCCAGAGAGGUACAAGCUUCUGUACAAAGGGAAGCUACGCUACAGAAAGGAUGGCAUCAACAGUGUAAAUUACGAACGUGUGGACAUUGUGUUUAAGAAACUGUACACGUGGAUUCUUGCAGACCUGAAAGGCAAAUGACCUCGCCAUUGUUCAAUAGCCCUUCUUUUGUUCAAGAAACUGCACCACGCACAUUCUUCCACGUUUCCUCCGUGGAGAUUGCUGCCGCCUUUCAAGUUGUACAUUGCGCAAGUCCGCCACAUUCGCAACCCUUUAUGUCACCUAAAAGGGAAUGCCACCGCCAGUUCCCUGACCGACGUCCAAAAAUGCAGUAGCAAGGACGUCAACUGGGUGCAAGCAAGACAUUCUGUGCCACACGUUGAUUGAACACGAAAGAUGGGACGUGCAUCAACAGUGCAGCCUGUGCUUUUUUUUCUCCCCCGCCUUGUUCAGUGUCGCAAGAUGCAUGCAAUUGCUGCGUGCAAGACUUUGGUGGCUGAUAUGCAAACACACAUAGGACUGUUUUUUCACAAUCCACACUACAAUCUCCAUCCACGUAACAUUCUUUGUUUCUGUGAACGGUGUCAUUCUGCAAGGAAACCCCUUCGCAGCGUUCAGAUUUUUUUUUUUUUUUUCGUUGCGAAGAGUGCAUUGAGUCAUAUAUGUUUCGUUUUAGUGUUUCUUAGACAAGCGCGUGUAUUUUAAUAUGGUUGUCAUACACCAGAACUCGUGAUGGGCCUGCCAAUCCAGCUUCUUCAAAGCCUUGUGUGCUUGCUUCCUUUCGUACGCCGUCACCGUGCUCGACGGGCACCAGUUGUCACACCGCCUCUGCUUUAUAUACAUGGUCCUGUGGUGUGUACCCAUGCCAAGUGCUAGUGAAGAAAGGGACCUUUACCCCAUGUUUUCUUUUUUUUUUUCUUUUACGUGCACCUCUUGAUUCUGAAUUGUAGUGUAUUAUUUACAAUUUUAUGUGGAAAUCCUUUUAUGCAAGAUGGUCAUGUUAGGUAGUUCCCCCUGCCAUUCACUUUUUCUUUAAUGCAGCACAGUAUCUACCAUGAGUGCUUAAGGUGCUUGUAUUCAAGCAUCAUCUGUUUAGCAUUCAACAGACGGUGCUAGCAUCACGCACAGGUUGUCAGAGUACCGAAGGAAAUGGAAGGAUGCUCACAAUGUGAUUUUUGUUCCAUGCUGCCCUCAACAGCGAGAGGUGCAUGCAUCCGUGAUCCAAGUGCUAGUGCCAGUAUUGUUUUUGAAGACAUUGUUUGUUUCUUGUUUUUUUUUUUUAUUUAAGGAUAUGCAAGAGUUACACAGUGCACCGCGCAGAUUAUAUUUUUUGUUCAUUGCCUUUUACAGAUGCCCCAUGAAUCCAAGCUACUUUAAUGAAACGCAAUGGAACGGAUUUCUUAUACGUAACUGACAUGUUAUACCCGCUUGUUGAAAACCUGUUUUGGUUGUUCUGUAAUGUCUGCCAAGUUACCGAGAACCGCUGUGCAAAGUUUGCGUUGUUGCAGUUUCUGAGUGUUCAGACAACAGUUCAUGUGCACAUCCCCUCAUUGUGUCGAGUCCCACUUAAUCUCGUUCAGUGUCUGUGAUGUUCUGAGCGACACUGUCCUUUUAAACAUUUUCUACGUUGCUAGUUGCAAAAAUACGAAGCGGAGGUGUUUUAGUGCUUCUUUGUCUGUCGUGUUUUUGUUCUAAGUGGAUGCCUCGGCAGGCAUUCCCCUCCCAAUUGUUUCCGAUACUUUUACACUUCCAGAAUAUGACAGGCAAGUGUUUUGAAUUGCUGCUGCAUAUUUAUUGCGUUGUUUCAAAUGAGAACAAAAUUAUUUGCAUUAUAAUAAAGCCUGUUUAA
Molecule: messenger RNA, 3383 nt
Organism: Dermacentor silvarum
Lineage: Eukaryota; Metazoa; Arthropoda; Arachnida; Ixodida; Ixodidae
Product: beta-1,4-N-acetylgalactosaminyltransferase bre-4-like
Exons: 9
Coding region: 530-1675 (381 amino acids)
Biological process (GO): glycosphingolipid biosynthetic process; carbohydrate metabolic process
Molecular function (GO): N-acetyl-beta-glucosaminyl-derivative 4-beta-N-acetylgalactosaminyltransferase activity
Source: RefSeq, a predicted model, not a curated record